Molecule: messenger RNA, 2652 nt
Organism: Purpureocillium lilacinum
Lineage: Eukaryota; Fungi; Ascomycota; Sordariomycetes; Hypocreales; Ophiocordycipitaceae
Source: RefSeq, a predicted model, not a curated record
AUGUGGAAUUUGGUCGUUGUUCUCGGCCUGCUUGCAGCGGUGGCUGCGGCCGUGGCUACUACCUCCGACGACUGCAGUCAUGACGGACACAUCUUCGAGCUGGAGCCCGACGCGGAUGUCUCCCACGUCACGCGCGAAAUCGAGAUCCAAGGAGGCCGCAUCUGCAAGCGCUUCGACUACGGCAUCUACAGGGGCGUCGCCGUGCGGCUCGACAAGGCCGACUUUGAAAAGGUGCGGGCGACGCGGGGCAUCGCCAAGUGGUGGCCGAUUCGGGACCAUGUACCGGCUUUUACGGGCAAUGCUGCGCAGUUUGCCCAGCACGCUCGCGAGAGGACCCGGCGGUUGGUCGCUGUGGAUGUGGAUGAUGACGGCGGUGGUUCUGGCGCGCGAGCUAACGUGACGCUGUCGUCGCAUGUGGUGACGCAGGUUGAUAGGCUUCAUGCCCAGGGCCUGACGGGAAAGGGGGUCAAGGUUGCUAUAAUCUGUGGCGGGGUCGACUACGAGCACGAGGCACUUGGUGGUUGCUUCGGACCGGGCUGCUUGGUGUCAUCCGGCGCCAACGUGACAGGCAGCCAUGCAAAGCCGACAGACGCCAGCAUUCAGGGCACGUUUCUGGCGAGCGUCCUCGCUGCACAACCCAACAGGCUUGGCUUCACCGGGGUAGCUCCGGGCAUCACUCUGGCAGUAUACGGCUUGCAUCCCGCGCCGGGAAGCGUCAACAUGCCCGACGAUGUGCUUGUCCACGCUCUGGACCGCGCCCGCGCCGACGGCGCCGACGUCAUCCUAGUGACGCAGAUCGGGACGAGCGUAUCGGCUCAAGACGAUCUCGCCAAGGCCGUGGACCGCGUCGUCGCCAGCGGUGCCGUCGUGGUCGCAGGGGCAUCCAACGACGGCAUCGAGGGGCCGUUUUCACAGGCGGCCCCGGCCAUGGUCCGUAGCGCCAUCUCAGUCGGCAACGCUCAAGCCGGGGUAACGUACGGGAUCGACGACGUGCAUCAAGGCCGGUACCGGGCCAGUGGCAGUGCUGAGAUGCCUGAUCACGAAGCGACGUUCGACUUCUAUGCCGCCGCGUCCUUUGAGACGGGUACCCAGCCGUUGCCGCAGGAGAGCCUGGAGCUCUACGCCUUGAGCUUCGACGCCGACGCCACAAACGGCUGGUGUGGACAGCUCCCAGACGAUUUUCCUGACCUCCGGGACAAGAUUGUCCUCAUGGGCUCGGGUGUCUGCUCGCACCGGGAUAACGUCCGUCAGGCGGCACAAAGGGGCGUGAGGGCAGCUCUCCUUUACCAAAGCAGCGGAGGGGGCUCUCCGCGGGUCCCCUAUUUCCAUGGAUCAGCCCGCCUUGCGUUUGGCGUGAUAGACGCUCGCGUUGUUCGGGACAUGCUUCAUGCCCUUGGGUCCGGUUCCCGCGUCACCGUCCAGCUGCCGCCUGCCGAUGGGCCGACGCACCCGCUCCUGGUUCCUUCGCCGCCUAGGACGUCGGUCCCUGCCGUAGAGGCGUCUUCUGCAUGGGGUCCCAGCUGGGACCUGAGCAUAAAGCCCGAGCUGCUGGGAGUCGGGGAAGGCGUCCCGGGCGCGUGGCUGCGCGGCUAUGGCGUGCCGGAUUUCGGGACGGCCACCGCGGCACCCCUGAUUGCUGGCAUCGUUGCUCUCAUCCUCGAGGCUCGUGGGCCGCUCGACCCGGCCACCAUCAAAAGCCUGCUCGUCAUGACGGCGGAGCCCGUCAUGUACAACAACGGAACAGGCCCGCAAGAGCACCUCGCCCCGGUUGCCCAGCAAGGCGGCGGUCUUGUCCGCGCCUUUGAUGCCGCCCACUGCACGACAGUCAUCCAGCCAUGCAGCCUCAGCUUCAACGACACCGAGAAUGCACCGCGCACGCUCAGCCUGGUCGUUGAGAAUAGGGGCGAGGACCAGGUCUCGUACGAAAUCUCCCACCUGCCCGCCCUCUCCGUGUAUGCCUUCACCCCCAAUGAUACGGUUGCGCAAUUUCCUGCGCAGCUCGAGACGGCGGCCAAGUUUGCCGAGCUGGCGUUUAGCCACGACAGCGUCAGUCUCGGACCCGGGCAGUCGGUGACGGUCAGCGUGACGCCCAGCCCUCCCAAGGGGCUCGACGCGCGCCGGCUGCCGCUGUGGUCGGGCUACGUCGCGUUCAACGGCUCGGACGGAUCUCUCCUUAGGGUGCCCUACCAGGGCCUCAGCGGUUCCAUCCGCGAGCACCGCGUGCUGCACGUAGACGCGGCAUCGGUCACGUACGCGGGAGAAUCGGUGCGCGCCGGGGCCACAGUCGUGCUGCCGCCGCGAGGCUCUGGGCAAGUGACCAACCUGACGCUGAGCGUGCGCUCGAGGAGCGGCCUGGCCGAGAUAGACACCCGUCUGAUUUCCGUGACGUCCCCGGGCGACGGCCAGGGCUGGGGCCGUCAGCUUCACGGGUUCCCGAUGGCCUGGGAACCCCAGUUGAAUAUGGAACAGUCCCUCCCGAGCACCCCAAUGGCAAUUCCGUGGAACGGACGCUUGAAGGGGGGAGAGUACGCCGCGCCGGGCGAGUACAAGCUUGCGGCCCGAGCGCUGCGGGUCUUUGGUGAUGCGACGAACGAUGCGGACUGGGACACGAGUGAGUCGGAGGCGUUCCGCAUCGCGUAUGCUAGGGCAUGA